Messenger RNA from Prorocentrum cordatum, 876 nucleotides. The record is from the annotation of a GenBank genome assembly. Lineage: Eukaryota; Dinophyceae; Prorocentrales; Prorocentraceae.
GAGCAGUGGUGGCAAUGCCAGACUCCCGGUUGCUCGUGGUGGAACACCGGCAAUGCCAAGAGAUGCAAGUGCUGCGGCUUGAAGAAGUCCUGGGCGCAGGUCGUCGGCCAGGACGCCUCGAAUGCUCGUGCACCUUCGAAGCUGCAGGCAGUCGAACUGCUCUUGCAGGGCGGGGCCUCCAAUGCCGAUGCCCGAGUGGACGUGCCAAAACCCUCAACCACCCCAGCGGCCCCCCACAGCACGGAGGACAAGGGUGCCCAGAUCAAGCAGUUGGAGAAUUCCCUUGCGGCCAUUCCGCCAGGCUCCGAGUUCGACGACUUGAGGGCCUCGCUGCAGUCCAAGAUCGCGGCGCUCAAGAGGAGCAUGACGAUGUCGAAGCCCCUCAGCAGUCAACUCGUGUCGUGUCGGGCUGCUGUCGACAGGGCUCAGAGGAGGAAGGCCUUGUGCGAGGAGGCCCUUGCGAAGGCGAAGGCCGCCCUCGACGAGGCCACCAAGGAGUCCAUCACCAAGGCCACCGAGCUGAAGGAGCUCGAGGAGAAAGCCAUGCAGGUCAGCAUGCCGAACUCCCUCGAGGCCUCGACUCAAGCUCUCACGAGGGUCAUCGCCGACAUGAAGGCUUCUCCGGCUAUCCCCCAGGUCCACUUGGCCCAGGCUGAGCAGGAGAUCAUGAAGGUGCUCACGGGCCUCCAGGCUAUUGCGACGGCUGCGUCGGCGACGGCGGCGCAGAAUGCAGCAAUGGCGACGGCAGUACCUCCAGAUACAGCCAUGCCCACCUCCGACGAGCAGGCUAUCAAGCGACGCUUGAGGGGCAAGCAGAACAAUCCGAAUGCGAGCCCGGAUGUCGAGGAGGUUUUCCAGGAGGAGAAGGUGGCGGAG